Suillus subalutaceus is the source of this 810-nucleotide messenger RNA. RefSeq lists its product as uncharacterized. The transcript is spliced from 2 exons. The coding region runs from base 1 to 810 and encodes 269 amino acids. NCBI's taxonomy places the organism in Eukaryota, Fungi, Basidiomycota, Agaricomycetes, Boletales, Suillaceae. The record is from RefSeq and is a predicted model, not a curated record.
AUGGGGGACUCAACAACAGUGUCUAAGAGCACUGCCAGCAUCGCUCUUCCCAGACGCCUAGCUCGAUCUGAGAUCACUGAGAUUCCGGUGUCCACGCUUCAGGCUGUGGCACCUGAACUUGUUCACACCCAUAUUGAUUACAUUCGCGAGGGACUGGAGUGCCUCGGGCCCGACAUGCUUCGUGUUCUUGCAGGCAUCAAAGCCAAACCUGUUUCCAAUGUCCUCCCUAAGGAACUUCCGAUAAUCGUCAACGAUAUUUCAUCUGACAUGCCCACCCACAUGUUCGCAGUCUUCUCGUCCCACCAGCCGGCCCCUGUUCGCCGUCGUGUCACGCUGUUCCCCGCACAUAAUCUCGUUUUUGCUACCCACUGCGCGAACCUUCCUAUUUUACCCACUUCCACACCAGCACUCGUGGAGUGUGCUGGCCAGGAGAUCAAAGUGCCAGUUGUCCCCCUGUGCAUCCCUGCACCUGAGGUCUUCCCUCAACUCUCUACAUUCCUAUACACGAAGCGUAUCGACCACCUUCUUGUAUCGCUUAUGCCACUUCCCACCCCGCCCCAGCUCUAUCGCGAUGAUCCUACCACUGUCAUGCCUCUCCUCACCCAGUUCGCUCAGAAAAUCGCCAAUACAUGUACAGUGAACACUCUGCUGCAGCACAUUGCCAAGGUGCAUGGCACGUGGCGCAAUGCAAUGGCACUGGGCAUCGCCGACGAGCGACUCUGGUGUGCUCUCGAUACAGCAUGGGAAGUGCUUCUCACGUCCCUCGCUAUUUCCACGGGAAAGCCUCACCUCAUGACGGAGAGUGCAUAA